This is a messenger RNA of Plasmodium knowlesi strain H, 2397 nucleotides long. Its product is annotated as DEAD box helicase, putative. The record is from RefSeq and is a predicted model, not a curated record. Gene Ontology annotation, molecular function: ATP binding; nucleic acid binding. The coding region runs from base 1 to 2397 and encodes 798 amino acids. The transcript has a single exon. Lineage: Eukaryota; Apicomplexa; Aconoidasida; Haemosporida; Plasmodiidae.
AUGGAAAAUUAUCUAACUGCAUUUUUUUUGUUGUUAAAAAGUGUUUUAUCAAAUUCGAACCGUGUUAGAACGGGCGCCCCGCGAAGGUACCUCCUUUUUUUCGUUUUCCUCAACACUUUAGUUGCAACAAAAUGGAUAACUGGGGGAAGGCGCCACUCUAAUUGGAACUUCAUCAGAAGGGGAACAGCCCCAGUGAGAACAAAAUUUGUGCUAAAGAGUGGCAACAAAGGGGGGGUUGAUAAUAUAUCGUGGGUAAAAAAAAAGCAUGCAAAGGACAGUGACAGAAGGAAGAACAUUGUGUUAAUCCAGAGGGGAGUAAACAUAGACACAAACCGAAUAAGAUAUACAGGAAAUAUUUUAGAAAGUAAUAGCAGCGUCCAAGAAAUAAAACACUUAAGUAACCUCCAAAAGAAUGUCAUCUAUCUGCUAGAACGGAACAAUAACAUACUAGUACAUGCCAAAACGUCUAGCGGAAAAACAACUAUCUGCCUACUUUACCUAAUUUUGAAAUUCUAUUAUAACUCUGAAUUUAUAUUCGAUGAAGAUAUAGAAAGGGAAAAGUAUCUGAACAGUGAUGAAUACCUAAAUAGCUACAAGAAAAUGCUUCUUCUAAAUGGAACGAGGAAGAAGGUGCAGAGGAGUAAACUCAAGUACACACCAUUUAGUGAAAAGUAUGCUCAAAUAUGUGACAUCCGGGAGGACACAGAUUUAUUGAUGGAGAAAAGGGCGAGAAAUGUCUUAAAAAAAGGAGAAAAAAUUCUUAUCUUGUGUCCGUCUAAGGAACUCUGUGUUCAAAUUUCGCAGAAUAUUCUGUCUCUCAUGAGUGGCAAGGACGAGGGGGCAAUUCGCCUCUUUAUAGAUAAGGAUGGAAGAGAGGAUGAUAAUGGGCCCAAGUGUGUUUCAUCAUGGAACUUAUCAAACGAUGUAGGAAUAAAAGAAGAAAAUGGUGAAGAAGCCAAAGGAAGAAGUGCAGACAUAGGGGGAGUUCCCACAUUAACUAAAUGUACCAGCACGAAUGACUUAUCCAAAAGAACUACCAAUUUAAGGGAUAACCUUUUCCUCAUAGGAACGCCUAUUUGUUUUAAAAAUUUCCUUCUAAGCUUAUCAAAGGAGAACUUGAAAGACCUUUUGCAAAAAAUAAAAUAUGUAUUCUUUGACGAAAUAGAUAGGAUGUUUCCUGCCUUAAAAACGAGAAAAUCACGUGGAAGGAAAAACAGUACAAAGAAAAAAACGGCCUAUUUUAUACUAGAAACGAUUAUGUAUAUGAAUAAGAAGAACCUCGUUUUUGUGGGUUGUUCUAGUACCCUAAAUAGGGAACUGCACAGGAGAAUAUUCAAGCUUCUUAGCUUGAAUAGAAAUAAUGCCAAGAAGAAGAUUUACCUACUGCGGGAGAGUAACAGCUCUUCGAAUGGAGAUACCAGUAGUGUAGAGGGGAACCCUGUGGAUACGAUACAUCCGGAUAGUCCUCAUUGGGGGGACACUUUUAAUGAGCCUCCAACGUGGGAUACAAACCAAGAGAGAGGGGAUCCUACUGGGGGUGAUAAAAUCGUGACAAAUGCUUACCAAGAAAAGGAAAACAUCCACGUUGAUGAUUACGCCGAUGAGGAUGAACGGGCAUGUCUAUUCACCCAGAAUGGUGAGGAUAUGUCCCUGCAAAAGUACAUAAUAAAAGUGAGGCUCCCCAACAGCAUACGCCACCUGUACAGCGUAGUGAAGGAUCAGCUGUACAGUAGCAAAAUGGAAGAGGCUUAUAAAAUCGUAAAACAUUUUAAAAAUAGAAAAGUGCUAAUUCUAGUUAAAAAUGGAUUUUCCCUACUAACGUUAAAGAGGUACCUGUCCGAAAGGAAUAUUUUUUCUGUGCUCUUACAUGAAGAAUUGCAAAUAUCGCUCACGGGAAAUAACAAGCACCUGGACAGAAUGUGCCAACAGUAUGCACAUAUAAAAGAUUUAAAGGAGACAGUUCUACAAAAUGAGGAAGAGAUAAAGAGAAAAUAUAUAAACAAAUACCCAGUCAUUAUAAGCUCCUUUGACAGCAUUCGUGGUUUUCACAUUAAUAACUUAGAAUUUGUUUUGUUGUGCAGUAGGCCGAAAAAUGUGAACGAGUAUAUACACUUGAGCGGUAGGGUUGGAAGGAGGAACAACAUCGGUUAUUCCAUUCUUUUGGAAGAUGAAAGGAAUGUCAAUAUUGUAACAAAUUGGUUAACGAACAUUCGGGUGCGUUUUUCCAAAUUGGCACUAAAUGGGGCUAUCUCCGCCGACGUGGUGAGCACUGAUAAUUUGAAACAACCUGAUAACAGUGCGCAAAACGGAUCAGCGCCCGACACAGAUCGCGGAAAAGACAACUUAAACUACAUCACAUCGUGCAUAAUGGAUGAGCUGAAUGAGAAUCUCCCGUGA